CAGACAACCGGCUGGCCCCCUUCAGACAUCCCGAGAUCCUGAUUCGACUAACCACAAUCUCAAACCACCGCUAGUAUCAGCCACCUACCAGCUGUUUCCAGAGGCGAAAAAAUGCCAUCGGGAGGCGAAAAUCAAUCACAUGCCAUGUGUGAGUGUUUGGCGCUAACCACGUUUACGGUCGCAAGGCAACCGUUGAUGCCGAUUUUGGUGUGGUGCGCCUUCGAGAAGUCUUCUAGAAGAGGUUUGGGGUUUGGGGAUCGCAGUACGCAUUUGGCUUAGAGCGGUAUUAUACUUUCGAUUUGUGUGGAUGGAUUUGUCGGUGUACUUGCCCGAUGGGCUGGUAUUGGUAAUUUUCGGUAAUUGGCGGGGGUGGGCUGUAUGUAAUCCGCUUGUACGGAAUAUCUUAGUCUGUUUUAGCGUAUACACACAGGCGACGAUGGGUUCAGGUUGCGGCUAGCAGACUUUUCCAUCUUGUAUAGGCCAAUGACGGUGGAGAUAAUUGGGCUGUGAGGAAGAAGAUUUUGAUCUCCAGAUCGGUGCCCGAUGGUG
Molecule: messenger RNA, 549 nt
Organism: Aspergillus vadensis CBS 113365
Lineage: Eukaryota; Fungi; Ascomycota; Eurotiomycetes; Eurotiales; Aspergillaceae
Exons: 1
Coding region: 112-279 (55 amino acids)
Source: RefSeq, a predicted model, not a curated record